ACCAAACCUACUUGAUUGAGGAAUGAAAUUUAUCCCUAAAACUACAGGUGCCGCACGACUUGAUAAAAGUCGAAACUUACCAAGAUCGCUAGGAAAUCACCAUGAUGAACAUAGCUCACGGAUUCGUAAGAGGCGGUCUGCAUUCGCUAGAAGCCGUUUGCAAGGCAGUCUGCAACUUCUUGUGGCAGCCGGCCGCCGUCGCCAGAGCUGCUUCUCUUGAAGGGCAGAUUAUUUCUCAGCCACAAAAUCUUCUUCCCGCAAAACCAGGUAAAUUCGAGAGUGUAUUCUUCCUCCUAGAUUGGAUAACCGGAGGCGGCCGCCGAGGCGGUGGCGCCGAUCAGGAGGUAGCCAAGGGGAAAGCAGUCGAAGCAAAGCCUCAUCAUCCGGACGAUUUCCAUGUGUGUGGUCCUCGCAAUGUGUCACGCCCCAAUUGGAGAGACCUGAUCAGAUCAAGUUGGAACGACGGCAAGUACAAAAGAACUGUGAUUGCAUGCUUCACACAAGCAAUCUACUUGCUCGAGAUGGACAGACAAGACAAGAGAGAUGCAGCUGCUGCUCUUGCUCCAAAGUGGUGGAAGCCCUUCAAGUAUAAACUGACCCGAACUCUUGUUGACGAAAGAGAUGGAUCCAUUUUUGGUGCAAUUCUAGAAUGGGAUCAAUCUGCAGCACUUGGUGAUUUUGUUGUCAUGAGACCAAGCGGCGCAUCAAGAGCGGUUUUAGCUCUUAGAGGCACAUUGCUGAAGUUCCCGACGAUUAGAAGGGACAUCGAGGAUGACCUUCGGUACGUUGCUUGGGAGAGCUUGAAGGGUUCUGUUAGGUUUGGAGUUGCUUUGGAGGCUUUGAAAUCAGUGGCCGAAAAGUAUGGAAGUGACAAUGUGUGCAUUGCUGGCCAUUCAUUAGGAGCUGGUUUUGCUCUCCAAGUGGGAAAAGCAUUAGCUAAACGAGGGAUGUAUGUAGAGACUCAUUUGUUCAAUCCGCCUUCGGUUUCGCUAGCAAUGACCUUGAGGAAUAUUAGAGAGAAAGCAGGAUUUGUUUGGAAAAGGUUUAUGCCAAUGCUUCAUUUGACGACUGAUCAAAGUCAUGUUAAGCACAGUGAAGUAAUAGUUAGGGAUAAUGAGUGGACUAGUGGUUUUGGAUUGAAGAACUGGAUACCAAAAUUUUCGAGAUUGAAGAAUCGCGGUGUAGGUUUGGUAAAAUGGUUGCCUCAUUUGUAUGUGAAUAAAAGUGACUACAUCUGUUGCUUUUAUGCUGACGUGGACGACGGAAGAGAAGGAAACAAUGCUGGCGAAAAGGAGAAUGAGUGUCGGAAUUUAACAAAUGGACAAGUAGCUGCGAAGCUGUUUGUGAUGUCGAAGCCAAAUCAAAGGUUUCUAGAGGCACAUGGGUUGCAGCAAUGGUGGUCUGAUGAUUUGCAACUCCAGCUGGCUCUUAAUAACAGUAAGCUUAUCAGCAGGCAGCUGAGAUCCUUGCAUAGCCUUCCACGUCCUCAACUAACACUUGCUAGAUAACAAGGGCGGCUUGUUUUCAUUGUUUGAUUAAUAAAUUGUUCUUAUAAUAUUAAUUCAUAAUGUCUUCUGCAUUUGCUUAGAAUAAAAUAAAAUAAGGUCCAUCAUGAGAAGCUGUUUGUUAUCUUCAUGCUCUUCUCGGCUGCUAGGUACUCUCAAGAAGCAGCCUACAAGAUUAAGCUCCAAUGGAGAAAACAGAGCAAGAAGCUCUGCAAUUCAAGGCUUUGUGGGUAAAUGUUGGAAUGGUUCAGACCACUAUUCGAGUAUUGUUACUUUUACUUUUUUAACCCACCAGCCUGUACUGACUCUGUUCUAUUCUCCGAAAUGCCAAGGUGACGAGCUUUCUGUUCCUUUUUCAUCUUGUACUAUUGGACUA
Rosa chinensis is the source of this 1881-nucleotide messenger RNA. RefSeq names its product GDSL esterase/lipase At4g10955. The record is from RefSeq and is a predicted model, not a curated record. NCBI's taxonomy places the organism in Eukaryota, Viridiplantae, Streptophyta, Magnoliopsida, Rosales, Rosaceae. The coding region runs from base 102 to 1508 and encodes 468 amino acids. The transcript has a single exon.